Messenger RNA from Linum tenue, 249 nucleotides. The record is from the annotation of a GenBank genome assembly. Lineage: Eukaryota; Viridiplantae; Streptophyta; Magnoliopsida; Malpighiales; Linaceae.
AUGGGGCUCGUCCAGAGCCUCACCGGUAAGCGAGAUGACGCCGCCGGCCCCACGAAUGGUCCCGCCGAGGUCCUCCCUUGUUCAUUAAUGCCGGCGCCGGCGGUAGAUGGUGACAUGGGUUUCGGCCACCGGCCGGAGAGGAUGCUGGACGAGGAGGAAUGGACCGGCGAUCGUAGUAAUUACUACAUGAGUGGAAGUGGGAACGAUGUUAAUUACUCUGAGAAUUGGGAAGGAUUCGACUAUUAUUAG